Maniola jurtina (meadow brown) is the source of this 2193-nucleotide messenger RNA. RefSeq lists its product as uncharacterized. The transcript has 16 exons. The record is from RefSeq and is a predicted model, not a curated record. NCBI's taxonomy places the organism in Eukaryota, Metazoa, Arthropoda, Insecta, Lepidoptera, Nymphalidae. The coding region runs from base 135 to 2162 and encodes 675 amino acids. Gene Ontology annotation, molecular function: oxidoreductase activity.
UUCGGAUCCGGUUGUCUUCGGAAACACAUGUGGUGUUUUCUAGCAACUGAACAAAUAAAACAAUUACAGUAAAAUACUUAGUAAUUAUAAUAAUUGUACGUAUACCUGGUUAUUUAGUGGUUUAACUACGCAAAAUGGCAAAGGUCAAGAUACCAACAUUCAAGCUCAACAAUGGGCUAGACAUCCCAGCGCUGGGCUACGGGACGUGGGUUGGACUUAACGACAAAAUGGAGCUCAUAACAGAAGAUAUACCGAAGCUAGCAGAAGCGAUGGGCUACGCUAUAGACGCGGGGUUCCGGCAUAUAGACACCGCACACCUGUACAGAGUGGAACCAGAAGUGGGCCAGGUGGUGGCGCAGAAGAUAAAAGAGGGAGUCGUCAAGAGAGAAGACCUCUUUAUCACUACUAAGGUUUGGAACCAUAACCACCGACCAGCCGAUGUGGAGAAGUCAGUCAAGGGAUCGCUGAAGCGUUUAGGAUUGGAUUACAUUGACUGUGUGCUCAUGCAUUGGCCGAUGUCUAUAUCUGUAGACGGAGUAGACGAGAAGAUAGACUACAUAGACACAUGGCAUGGGUUCGAGUCCGUGUUGAAGCAGGGGUUGGUCAAGACCAUUGGUGUAUCUAACUUCAAUGUUGAACAACUGACGCGUCUGCUGGCCAACGCGUCGGUGGUGCCCGCGAUCAACCAGGUUGAGAUAAACCUGAAUCUCGGCCAGAAAGACCUGGUCGAUUUUUGCAAGAAGCACAAUAUCCUAGUGGUAGCGUACACCCCAUUUGGCAGCUUCUAUAGAGACGCUCCCGUUGGCGCUGCGACCUCUCACGAUGACCCAAUCUUGAUGAAAAUUGCUGGGAAACACAACAAGGCUGUCCCACAAGUGGCCUUGAGAUAUCUGUAUCAACGCGGUAUCGUCAGCAUACCAAAAUCGAUAACGAAAUCGAGAAUUCUGCAAAACGCAUCGAUAUUCGAUUUCGAGCUCGACGAAGAAGACGUCAAAACACUAGAAAAUCUCGACAAUAACUAUCGAACUGUCCGACCCUGGUUUUGGCAGAAUUAUGAAAACUAUCCUUUCGACAAAAUUGAUGGUGAAAUACCUAAAUGUCCUCCAACUUUGCUCGCACCCUCGGGCGCCAUGUUGUUAUAUCUUAUCAUAUCGACGCUAAUAUAUAAUUGCAUGUGUGAUGAAAAUGACGGAGGCAAAGCACCAAGGAUCACCUUGAAUGAUGGCAACUCCAUGCCUGUGUUGGGACUUGGUACAUUUCUAGGAUUUGAUGAGAAAGGCCAGAAGAAAGUUGAAGAAGGGGAAGUGGAACUCCCUGUGAGCUGGGCGCUGAGUGCUGGUUACAGAAUGAUAGACACAGCCUCUCUGUACUUCAAUGAGGAGCAGGUUGGUCUCGGAGUCAGAAGGUCUGGAGUCCCGAGAGAAAAUGUGUUUCUUGUCACGAAGCUGGGUCUCAACGAGCAAAGGGACGUAGUUGGCGCGCUGAGUAGAUCCCUCAGUCGACUCAACAUGACCUACGUAGAUUUGUACUUGAUACACAACCCUGUUGCUAUAAAGGCCGAUGGAAGCGGAGACUUUGAUGUCGUAGACUACGUGGACACGUGGAAAGGAAUGGAGGAAGCCAAACGACAGGGCUUGGCCAAGUCCAUCGGUAUAUCCAACUUCAAUAUCAGCCAAAUGGAACGACUCUUGGACAACUGUGAGGUCAAACCCGCUGUUUUACAAGUUGAGGUCAACUUAAAUCUAGCUCAAAACAAGAUCCUAAACUUCACCAAAGCCAACAACAUAGCGGUGAUGGCGUACACUCCUUUUGGUUCACUAUUCGAGAAGAAAACUGAUGCCCCUCCACCAAGAGCUGAUAACCCAAUCCUUGUUGGACUAGCUUUCAAAUACAAGAAAACUGUACCUCAAAUUGUACUUAGGUAUCUGGUACAAAAAGGUGUGAUACCGAUCCCAAAAUCGAUUCGUAAGGAGAGAAUCGAGGAAAACAUCGAUAUAUUUGAUUUUGAAUUAAGUGAUACAGAUAUGGAAAGAUUAGGUGAAUUUAACAAGGACUACAGAACAGUGUGGCCAUCCUUCUGGCAAGAUCACCCCUACUACCCGUUUGAGAAAAAAGCCGUCGCAGAGCCCGACAUUUUCAAAUCAGGGAGGCAGAAAGAAUAAGAAUAACUCAUAAAAAAAAUAUUUUCAUACA